GGUGAGCAGUGAAGAUGUCUAAAGUGGAAUUACCCAUUACUGGCAUUUCUAUUAGUAGUAUUAGUGAUGUCACUAAACUACCAUCAGUGGCCACUGGUCGUAGUUCCUUGGUGGCCUCACCCUCCUUACCAAAAGCUCAUUGUUAUACACAUAAAGAAAUAGCUGGGAAUUGGGCACUUGAGCUCAGAACAAGGUACUGUUUUAAGAUAUUAACAAAAUGUAUUGGAUUUGAAGAUAAAUUUAUGAAAAUAAUUUAUUAAUUUGACAUUUGAUCCCAUGCCUGACAAGUUGCUAUUUGUUUGAAGUGACUUUAUAAUAAAAGUCUAUUCUUAUUACAACUCAAUAUAACCAUACCAUGUGAACCUCUUUUUAUUAAUAGACCAUACCCACCCAAACUUAGCAUCAUGCUUAUUAAGACUAAGAUUGUUUUGAUUUAAAACCAAAUUUAGAUACUUAACUAAUUUAUUAAAAAACAUUUUUUGAAGUAAAUUUUGCAUUUAUUUUAACUUGGUAAUUUCUUUCUUUAUAUCCAUUCAGAAUUAAUGAAAGCAUAGAAUGUCAUGAAGAUGUCAAUGAAGAUGAUAUCAUGACACUUAAAAAAGAAUUAAUUGCUAUUUUUAUUACAACCCUUCAGGCAGACAGGUGAUUUAUGCUUAAGAAUUUGCAUUUCUAUUUUUAGCAUUAGUUAAUAAUAAUUGACAUUGUUGAUUAUUGAAAUAUUAUUAAAAAAGAAAAAUAAUUAAUUUUGGACUUUGGAUGAAAGCAUUUCUUAAGGAUAUGUGUUCCUGAAAACUGUUAGAAAGAAAAAAAUUAUUAAAUUCCUUUUCAGUCGUAAAGAAUGGAGUGUUUUUGUAGAAAUACUUGCCCUUUUGGAACCUUACAAAGAAUUCUUUGACUAUUUUGAAACAAAAGCUGAGGUAUUUUUUCAAUAUUAAGUUUUUCAUCUGUAUAAUGUUCUUAUUAGCUGUAGUUAGUUUACUCAAUUCAAGCUAUCUUUUUAUUGAUCAUAUGAUACUUAACAGUAAAAGAUAUUUGGUAUUUUGGAACAAGAAGUAUGCAAUAUAAGUUACAAGUUCUACUUAGGUUUUCCUGACAUAUAUUUAUUUUUCACUUCUUAAGUUUCAUCAUUACUUGGAACGAGUCUUGUACCAUGUGGAAUUCCACAAAGAAAAGUUGUUUGAUCUACACAUUGAGACAAAUCUUAUAAGAGUCUUCCCAGAGGUAAGAUGACUUUGAUCAUAAUUAUUUCUUUAAUUAUCGAUUUCUUUAAAAACCCUGCUAGUUAAAUAAUACGAACGAUGGAGACCACAAUUAUAUAGAAUGUAACUUUGGGGAAGUGAGAGUCUAAAUCCACUGCCCUAUAAAAUUUAUUUUGGUGUCACAUGCUGUAUAUAAAAAUCAAUUAAUUUUGUCAUUCAAUUUGUAUUUUAACAAUUAGCUCAGUUCAUCUGUAAUAUUUCAGUGUGAUGAUUUCUUAAAAAUUCCAAAACUCAUAGGUGAUAAAUAUAUAUUUUUUUUCCCCAUGAAUUGCUAGCAUGUCAGACAACUCAAAGCCAAAGGAUUAGCCCCUGCAAAAAACUACUGCAUUGUUCCACCUCUUACACAAGGUUUGGGAACUCCCAGCCGCAUGAUAGCCAUGAGGCAGCAAGAUACUGUACCAUCAAAAUCACACCUGAAUCCAAGAAAUUUGUUACCAGAUGGAACUAAUCCUUACUCCUCUUACAUUCCUGUAAGAUUUGAAAAUAAAAAAACUGAUAAUUCUGUAAUUUAAAUGAGAGUUUACUUAUAGUUUAAAAACAAAUUUCUGCAAUGAUAUUAGUCACUAAACAUUUUGAGUUCAAAUUUUGUCAAAAUUUAGUUUUUAAAAUUAUUAUUCAAGAUGGAGGGAUUUCCAAUAUUCUCUAUUUAAUCUCUAAAACAUCUAAUUAAUAGAAAAUGCAUUUUUUCCCAUGAUCAAAUUAAAAUUUUCAAUACUAUGUGUCCCCCUUAAAACUCUUACCCUCCUUUCAAUAAAAUUUGAAAAAAGCUGAAUUAAAAAGUAUAGAGACUUAAUGAUUUGACUUGAUUAUUAAAACAAAAUCAUCAGCGAUAUAAGCUACUUCAAGUGGUUAAGCAUUCAAAUUAUGUAAUUUAAAUCUUGCUUCUUACUAAAUAAAUUAGUAAAGUUUAACAUUUGAAAUUUUGUUAAGACGGACAAAGAGAUAGUAGGAGCAAAAAGUUUAACUAUCAGAGACAUCAGCAAGUCAAUGGGAGCUGUUGCUUUAGAAAUGGCUGCCAGUAAGUACAAUUAAGUAGAAGCUCGCUCUGUAGACAUUUAGAUAAAUUACAGUGAUCAUUUAAAAAACAAAAUGUGUAUUAUGGAUAUGUUAAUGAGUUAAUUAGGAUAUUCGUUCUUUUAUUUCAUCAUUUACUUGUCAAUAUAAAGUAUCGACUGUUUGAAUUAAAUUGUUUCUAUUGAAUGGAAAUAAAACAAAAUAAUUAAUUGUAAUUGAAAUGUAGGAGAGUCUAUUUGGAAUCAUACACUUGGCACAACUGCUCUGGCACUGGCCACAGAUCUCCCAGAGGAGGUCAGUUAAAUAGUUAUCACUUAAAAUGAAUAAUUUAUUAUGAUAAUUAAAUUCAAUAAUCAAUUUUUCCUGCUAAUGAUUUGAACUAUUUGAAUAACAAGAAAUGGACUGAGAACUGGAACAUUUCUUUUAUAAUUAUUAAUAUACACGUGAUUUGAUGGGACUAACUCAUCUAAAAUUGCCGGGGGGAUUGGACGCUGCUCUGAUUGAUCAUCACUGGUAAACUGCUGAGUUAUCCUUUUAACUAUUAAAAAUUCUGUGAUGAACACAUUUAUUUCAAAUCAUCUAUAACCAACAUUUUGAAUGCUUUACUGGUUUCUGAGUAUAGGAAUUUAAAAAAUACCCCCCUAACUGCAUAGCAUUUCAAUUUAUGAAAAAAUGUCUCUGAUUAUUUAUUAAGGAAAAAGAUGCAACUCAGGAUGAGCCCAGCUCUGUAAGAAAAAGUCUACAUGUAUUGCAGUUGUCUUCUAGAAAAGAAAAAACUCCUCGACCUGUUCCAAAUGUAAGUAUUUUUGACAAACUUCAGAAAGAACCAAUAUAUAUAUAUAAAAUUAUAACUUUAUGAAAUUGAAAUAGUUAUUUUAUAAGUAACUUUUUAACUUUUUAUUUUCCAUUCAACUCUAAGCAAUAGUAUAGUUUACAUGUCACUGCAUCCAAAAGCUUUUUUAAUGGAAAUUAACUUUUCAAUUUUUAAACAAAUUUGAAUAAUUAUCAAUUUUGUCAUCACUUAACUAAAUGCUUCUAAAACAGAUGCAAGAAGAGGUUCUAGUGAUGAAUGGGAGAGAAGCAGUUCAGUACUUUACAAGUUGCUACCACAUGGGUCAAAUCAAAUCCCUUUACCUUAAUCUUGCCACAAACAAGCACUAUAGACCUUAUGAUCUAAUCUCUGUGCCUAAAUCUAAGGUCAGUUAAUUUUAUGCAGGAGUAUAUCAUUUAUAAAAAUAUACUUUCACCCUGUAUAUUGACUUCACAACUUUACCUGGAGCAGAAAAAUGAAAUACUUUCAAAAUAUAGGAUAAUUCUGCCGGAGUACAUAUUACAUAAACAUUCAAAAUAAUUAAGAUUUUAUUACAGAUAGACAAAUAAGAUGAAAAAUGCACCUGUCAAGAUGUUAACAAAAGAACAUAUAAGGAUUUAUUAAGCCUGGGCUUUGUAACCUUUUUACAAUACAGAACCCCCUAUAGUUUUCAAAACAUUUUCCACACCAAUAAAUCAAAUUCAAAGUAUAUGUCCCACAGCCCCCACUAUAAAAAUUACUAAUAAAAAUGUAAAUAAACAUGGGUCUUCCCACACCCCAUACAAUACCCCUUAAUUAAGCAAUGAUAUACAUUUAUUUCAGAGAGUCAAAGGUAAAAGCUUGAGAUGGAAAGCUGUUUAGAAGCUCAGCACAUUUGACUAAAGCACAAGACAACAAUAUUCUAUUAAUGUCUUACAACUCAUUUUCUAAAUUUAAACAUCUUUUAUCACAUUUAAUAGAAGUAUGAUGUGAUUAUAAGAUAAUUAUUAUUUAAUCACUUGUUUUGUAAAGAAAAGCACAGCAAUCCUACUUAUAAUUUUCAUCCUGACAUACUUGCUUUUUUCCUUCUUUCCCAUUGCUAAUAGGCUAAUCCAGAGCACUAUGUCUUUUCAACAUUUGGAGUCUUGCAUGUUUACCCAGACCAGGCUUCAGAAAGUUUGACACUAGCUGAGUGGCAGCGAGAAGCAGUAUUAUGGAAUGCUAUAUCAAAUAUCCCCUUUUUCAAGAAUUAUCUCAUUAGGAAAGCUUUUCACAGGUAAAUACUAAUACAGUAGUAAAUUCAAGGGAGGCAAUUAGUAAAGUACCAUCCUCCUCCCCUGUACAUAGAUAAACAGAAGUGAAGUAAAAUUUUUAAAAGAUAUAAAUACAUUUUUUUUUUCACACUGCACUAUUGUUUCUGAAACUUUUAUUUGAUCAGCUGUUGUAUUAGCUCACAAUGUAGCAAAGUUCUUGUUUAUAUUUUGGUGGGUUCAUGGUACUUUUGUUUUGGGUCAUGCAAAAAGAAAUGAGAGAUAUACACUUAGUUAAACCCUCAUAUUUCUUUGGAUGAUUAAUUAAAACCAAAACAUCUCAAAUUUUGUAUCAUCAAUCAAUAUUUCAGGUGGAAAACAAAUCACCAAUUCACAGAGUUUCAGAGAAGACAAAGACAAGUUCUGUCAAAUUUAUUAUCAGCCAUGCCACCCUUUGGAGCUGCACUGUUGCAGAUUUCUCAGUAAUAAUAAUAAUAAUAAUAAUAAUAAAGUUCAUUUCAAAAACACGCUUCAUCCCCAAGGCUCGAAGCGCGGUACAAAGUCAACGAAAUACAAAUCUAUAAUUUACCACAUUUAAAACAAACGCAACACUCCAAAAACUAAUUACUAGCAUACAAUUGCAGAGUCUUUCUAGCCAUUUCAACCCCAAGCAACACAGCCAUUAUGCAUUAACUGGAAAAUAAGGUUGACAACCAUCCCAGAAGGUGUUUGCGAAAUAGAUGUGUCUUUAAAUCUGUUUUAAAGGACUCCAGUGUCUGAUUGUUUCUGAGAUCGACAGGAAGGGCGUUCCAAAUAGUUGGACCAGCAAAUGCAGAUUCUAAGCUUUUAUAUUGUCUCGGGAUCUGUUGAUGAUAAAUUUGUUUCCCUAUGAGCAUUUAUUUGAUGGAUGACAAAGAAGAAACUUAAUAUUAGAAUGAAUUGAAGUUCUGUUUAUUUUUUUCAGCAUAUUAAAACAUGAUCAACAUGUAAUGCAAGCCACUAACUUUUUUUGUUUGAAAAGAGCCCUAAAAUUCCAUAUCCAUGUAUAAUAUUAUCUGUUAAUCUUGUUCCAUAGCAUUAUUAAUAAUGCAAUACACAUUUACAAAAGAAAUUAAUUUAAUUAAUAUAAAGUAUAAAUGUCAAAAUCAUUUAAAUUAUUAUGAAAUUUAAAAUGAACUGGGUUCAUACCAAAUAGCAUACAUCUAAGCUAAUAUUCUGUCAAGGGGAAGCUACUUACAUUUGUUGCUUUAUAUGCAGGUCAGAUGCAUUUAUAAAAUUAAACAACAGUGGGACCUGAAAAUGAACUUGGUCAUGCCCAUGCCUUUAAUUUAAGACUUACUUCAUGUUCUGUUGUUUAAGAUGUAUAAAAAAAUUAAUAGUUUUAAUUUGAAAUAAAAAUAUAUACUCUUGUUGUUGUCAGUGAUAAUAUAAUUAGCAUUUUCACUUUUAAAGUAGUCCCAUGCUUCUGUUACUUUUUUUUAGUUUGCUAAAAGAGCUUCUCACAGUCCCAUUUCUCCCUUCAGAAAUAGAGUAAGUAUAAAACGUUGAUCUGUUUGUGAACUGGUGGUUUUAGAGACAAAUACAUUUUUAACUUGCAAAGUCUUGGAAAAAUAAUAAUUGCAUAUAAUUUUCUAUGCUAUUAAAGAUUACAAAAUAAGUUUUUUUUUAAAAAGGAGGCUAAGUUAUCAAAAGAUUUAAAAAUUAAUACAUUAAAAAUAAAAACUCAAGUUGAAACAAUAUUCAACAUUGAAGGUCACAUUCAUUGGUGAGUUCUUGGCAUACUCAGAUAGAUUACUAUUAUCUUUAGCCUUUUCCUAAUCUCAUAAUUGGAUGGUUCAAAAUAAAUUUGCUGUUCUUGAACUGUUUUUUCCUGGUAGCUGUGGACAUGCAAUCAAAUUACGACUAUAGAAAAUAAUCUUAAAUCUUAAUGCUAGUAACUGUACUGAUUCUUGUCUAAGCCCACUUGGUUGUUGCAUAGAAUGUUAUAUAUCAAAGGAAGACGUAGGUUACAAAAAGAAAAAAAAUGAGAAGAUAUAAGAAUAUUACUUAAUAUUUUUUCUAUCUCUUCAUAGCAAAACAUAUGAACUUGGAGAGUUUGAAAACAGUAUUAACUACAAAAAUAUUCAGGCAGAUCAACUUUUGGGCAGAUUUUUUAAGUAAGUCUAUUUACAAAUUAAUAGCUCUUAAACAAAUCUGUUUUUAACACUUGUGUCUUAUUAUUGCUUAAAAAAGCAAAUUAAUUUUAACUUUGGAGACUUUUUACAAAUCAAAUAAAGAGAGCAAUAUGUACCAUAUUUUCUGGCGUACAAGAUGACUUUUUAAACCAUGAAAAUCUUUUCAAAAGUCGGGGUUGUCUUAUAUGCAAGGGGUCAUCUAAUAAGCUGGUAUACGGCGUGCUGAAACUUCAGGGACAGGCAUCCUCUAGCUGAGCCUCCGUGCGGUGCAUGCCGGCAAAAGAUGAAAAUUGCAAAAAAAAUUUGAUCCCAAACAGCGCAAUAAACAUGGCUAUAUGUUAAGUAGUAUUGAAAAUAUGGAUGAAACUCGAGUGAAUUUUUAUAUGGUUGGAAAUAAAACUCUCCAUCCAAAGGUGAAUAUUUAAAAAAAAUUAAAACAAUUAAUUUUUAUUUGGUGUGCACAGGAAGAGGAGUAGUCUUAUACUUGAGUAUAGCCCAAACCCUAUAUUUUAACAGGAAAAGUAGAGAGUCGUUUUAUACACCCAGUCAUCAUACGCCAGAAAAUAUGAUACUUGUUAUUUAUGUAUACAUUUCUUUCCAUAAUAAUCACAAUUUGUUUUUCAGGUACUGCAAAAUGGUUGUUGAUUUUACUUCAGAUGAGGCUUUUAAAAAGUUACGACAUUGUGAGGAGCAGCUGAAAAAGAAGACAUAUUUGUACGUUUUAAAAUACAUGAGUUAUAGAAAUCUAAUUCAAUAAAUGUUUACAAAUUUGUCAUCUAGAAGCCAAUUUAAUUUGAUUAAAGUAUUUAAGACAUUAAAAAUUAAAUUUGGUUAGUAUCACCAUGUAUACUCAGGUAAAGGUCGCACUUUUUUAACAGUAUUUUUAAAAUAAAAAUCAAGUGGGGGACAAAUCCAAUCAACAUCACAGGGAUCUAAAGUAGAUGGUGCAUACCAAUAGACCAACCGCGUAGCAUGGAUUCAAACAUAGCAACUAAAGUGAGAAAGAGAGAGAAAACAAAUUUUCCCCGCCACAGUAGAGGGCAGUCUGUGUUUUUAGGUUUAUUGAAGAUCACGUAGUUUAUGAUCAUUGCUUUUCAGUUUUCAAGUUGUUAUUGAAACAUUUUGUCACAUCUGUUAUAUUAGUUGUAUUUAAGAUAAAAAGGAACGUGUAACUCCUAAAAAAAAGGGGAAGCCUAUCUGCUGGUCAGCCGCAAAUAUGCUAUUUGACAACCCCAAACUAAGGGUGUAACCUAUCCACUGUUGUGACUUAAGUGCGAGUAUACAGUAACUUAAACACAUGAAUUUGAAAUAAAAUAAAAUUGUUUGGCUAUUUGUUUGAACACAAAGUUAGACACAAGAAUAUAUAGAUAAUAAUGAGAUCGACUAAGUUGAAGCAUAUUACAUGGACAUAUUUGUCAUUGCAUAAACCUAAAUGGUAAUUAAAGUUGUUAAAAUAAAAUUAAUAUUUCUUUCUAAAUUCCCAUUGCAUCAUCAGUUCCAAAGACUCUUUGUCACUUCAGAGAAUGAAGAAAGAGGAAAGAGAGAAGAAUCUUGCUAAUGCAAAGCAAGAAACUAGGUUUGUUAAGAGAGUUGUCUAGAUGUGAGCACAGGUUACUUUUAAAAAAGUAAUUAAGAAGAUAAAACAAAUUGAUGAAAACGAAAUUUUAUUAUGGUGUCUUCAUUUUGAUUUUGUGUUUGACCAAUCAGUCGUUCUUUUCAGGAUCUGCAAAUGAUAAUUAAAUUAUUAACUAACUUUCUUGGACUAUCAUUAUUUAUUUACAACAAUUAUUUCUGGACAGCCUCCUUGGCAACUUUGUGAAGCUGGUUGAUCAGUUGAUUGUGGAACACAUGUUUGAGAUCACCAAAACACAAACUAUCUUUUUUGUCAACAAAGUCCUCAGUGUUGGAUUAGAUGCACCUAGAGAAGGUUUCUUCAAGGCCAAUUUGGUUUUUGAUAAGGAAGGCAAGUGCUUCAAAUAA
Lymnaea stagnalis (great pond snail) is the source of this 8467-nucleotide messenger RNA. Lineage: Eukaryota; Metazoa; Mollusca; Gastropoda; Lymnaeidae. The record is from the annotation of a GenBank genome assembly.